Molecule: messenger RNA, 847 nt
Organism: Caenorhabditis sp. 36 PRJEB53466
Lineage: Eukaryota; Metazoa; Nematoda; Chromadorea; Rhabditida; Rhabditidae
Source: the annotation of a GenBank genome assembly
AUGCGAACGACCAGCAGAGCACUCAUGUACGGACUCUACGAUGAGUUCCAGGUAAGAUAAAAACAGGAAGCAAUUGGGCAGAAAUGCGGUCUCAGAUCUCAUUGAAUUGCCCGCGCUCACCGUACAACUCCUCCUUCUCCGUCUGCCACGCACAAGCCGCUUUUCUUUGUGAGUCCGAAUGAAUUUCCGAGUUUAUAUAAGAUUCUUCUUCAGCUGGAGUGUGCGAAGCGAUGCUCUGCCCGCUGGAACGGGUACAAGUUCUGCUGCAAACUUCGAAGUACCACGACAAGUUCAAGAACACCUUACACGCAUUCAGAGGGCUCAAGGAGUACGGCUACCGGGAAUAUUACCGCGGAUUCUCUGUGAUUCUCGUGAGAAACUCUCUCUCCAAUACUCUGUUCUUCACGCUCAGGGAUCCUUUAAAACAGAAAGUGAGUUUCAAUUUAUUCAAAAAAGAAAUGUUUGUGUUUGAUUGCAGGUAGUAGAACUGCCGCAGACGGGGCGUCUUCCGAACUCUCUCCAACAAUGGAUUGGCGAUUUUAUAGCCGGUUCUCUGCUCGGAGCAUUCAUAUCCACGGCCUUCUUUCCGUUAGGAGUAAUCAAAAAUCACAUGCAAGCAAAGGUUUGUGAAAAGUCAAAGUUAUUUAAUUACACGUCUUUCGUUCAGAUGGGAGUUCCGUACGAGAACGGUCUGCACGUGUUCCGCGACGUCUGGCGGCUCAGGAAUCGUUCCCUCCGCGGUCUUUACCUCGGAGUUCACCUCAAUUUCACUCGUUCUCUCGUCGCCUGGGGCAUCAUUAAUUCAAUGUACGGCAUCCUCCGAAGGGGCCUCUCUUCUUUUGAAUAA